This is a messenger RNA of Erigeron canadensis, 1520 nucleotides long. RefSeq names its product protein KAKU4-like. The coding region runs from base 179 to 1216 and encodes 345 amino acids. Gene Ontology annotation, biological process: nuclear membrane organization. NCBI's taxonomy places the organism in Eukaryota, Viridiplantae, Streptophyta, Magnoliopsida, Asterales, Asteraceae. Gene Ontology annotation, cellular component: nuclear envelope. The transcript has 8 exons. The record is from RefSeq and is a predicted model, not a curated record.
AACCGUUAAAAAGACCAAAACUGAAAAAUUAAUUUGAUAUAAGUCAGUGGUACUAGUGGAUAUAUAUACAACUCAUAUAUAUCUCUAACUGUAAAUAGAAGACAGAUAACUUCCUACUCACUAACUUCCCUUCCCUUUUCUUCCCUCUCAAAAAAAUUAAACUAUUUUAAUUCCGACCAUGAAUUUCGGUUCUCGGGCGACUGAAGACGGCGGAAGCAGUAGAUCCGGCGGUAAAGUGGUGAAACGACGACGUAUUGGUGUAAAAAAAAGCACUCCUUAUGACCGUCCAAGUUCAAGUAUGGAAACGAACCCUAAUAAUAAUUGGAUUAAAAAUGGAGUUCUUUUUCCGGCCAAGUUUGUCGCUAGUGGUGCAACCAAACUUUUUUCUUCUAUUUGGAAUCCUGUUAGUUGGGCCUCUCGUUCUGUUUCCACUUCAGACACUGAUUCUGAUUCAGAAGGUGGUAUAGAAGAUAAUAAUGGUGGGAAAAACGUUUCUGAUUCUGGUUCUCAGCUGAAUCAGCAUAAUACUGGCAGUUUGUCGGGAAAGAGUGAGAUAUUGUAUUUAGUUGAACAACUACUUAUGCUCGAAAGCUACUCAAGGGAAGAGUGUGAUCGACUAAUUGAGAUCAUCAAUUCGCGAGGUGCGGAUUAUUCCCCGAGAGAGGGUGUGGAUGCCGAGCCAAAGAAUCUAUAUACCCACAACAAAGCCAUCAUGGAAGCAAGAAAAUUGAUCACAGAAAACAUGGUUGGAUCAAGCUCAAAGUCGGACUUGGACAAUAACAUUCAGGCCUCCAAAUCUCCAGUUACACCAAAUAGGGAUCAUCUUUCUGGUGGAUCAUGGAACCUUCAGAAUGAAGUACAACAGUUGCAUUCCAAGGCCGUAGAUACAAUGAAACCAAGUGAACCGAUCUCCAUAGAAGCUCCAAAACCGGAUGAUAAAAUUAUGAACCUGUCUUUGAAGGAUACGAGGACCACUCAAGAUACUGCACCAAAUGAAGCCUUGUCAUCCCUUCCAACAAUUGAGGAGUAUAAUCAGAUGGCAGAAGAAAACGAAGGUGAAGAUGAGUUUACAGACGUUCCUGAUGUUAACGCUUCUCAGGGUAGCUCUACCACCAAUUUGCGCCGCUCUACCCGAAAGCUUGAUAGCCCAACUGCAAACCGAGCAGUGGCAAGAAGCAGGAGGUACACCAAAAGAGGCAGGGGCCGUGGCAAAUGAUUUGUGGUAAUGGUUAGUGCUCUACAAGCAUUGCUUGUAAUUAGCUAACUAGACAAAUCUUUCUGUAACUUUUACGGUUGAUUGAGAGCCAGUGACUGUAAGCCUUUUUAGGGUUUACAUUCUUGGUAUUUGUUUAUUUCUUUUAGACUACAAUGUAUUUGUAUCUAACUAAUCCAUUCUCUGAUCAUGUGUAAUUUCGGUAGUAUAUCGUGAAGAGUUGUAAUUGUAACAUGUAACAUUGUAAUUUACUGUAACUCUAUUGUUGUAUCUCCUCGAAAUUUAAUAAAUUUAUUUUGACAACAAA